Molecule: messenger RNA, 2470 nt
Organism: Blastomyces dermatitidis ER-3
Lineage: Eukaryota; Fungi; Ascomycota; Eurotiomycetes; Onygenales; Ajellomycetaceae
Product: cytochrome P450 oxidoreductase
Exons: 4
Coding region: 628-2277 (549 amino acids)
Molecular function (GO): iron ion binding; oxidoreductase activity, acting on paired donors, with incorporation or reduction of molecular oxygen; heme binding
Source: RefSeq, a predicted model, not a curated record
AUCCCUCCCAUGUGUAUAUGUUUUUUUUAUUUAUUUAUAGGUUUUAUAUUAUAUUGUCCGCUCUUCCGCUGUCAUCGCCCUGGGCCUCGGAGCUUUUUAUCUGGUUAUUGAAGUCCGCUGUGGCUCUGUGGUGGGGUAAACUUGCAAAGGAAUAGAGGGGAAUUAAUAGCAGCCUUUGCCCCGGCCUCACCGCCGGCGCCGACUAACUAGUUAACCCUCAUUGAGUCCUUGGGGUUGUAUUUGUGUCUUGGUUAACUUAUUCAAGCAUCUGCGGGCCAUUAAAUAUGUUAAUGUUACCCCUGCCGCCGCCAGCAACCUCGGCUACGACAUGUGAGAGACGGGGGUCGAGGAAUUAAAAAAAAAAAAAAAAAAAAAAAAAAAAUGAGAUAAUACAAUGGCAAAUAAUGAUGACGAAAAGAAGGAUAAAAUACAUAAUUAUUGAAGACGAUGUGCGGAGGCUGCUGCUGUCAUGCGUCAUGUCUCGACCAGGCAGCGGUUAACCAGCAAACCAUGGAUAUCAGGGGAGAUAAAUAUAGUCAUAUAGAGAUGGGAGAAAGCCAACAUGUUAUUUCCAGACAUUGACCCUGUCUGUUUCUUGCAUUGUAUUACUUACUAUUCAAUGCAGCCAUGUCCCUCCCCAUCGUUGGCGGGAUCAGUGUCCUGGAGAGCUACGUUCUCCAGCGAACUGUGUUCCCCGAAUCGGCCUUCUACGGCCUCUGCCUACGUGUACUAGCGCUGAAUAUCGCGUUGAAGCUGCUAUAUCAUGUCGUGAUAUGGCCGAGAUUUCUGAGUCCGUUGAGGCAUCUGCCAGUGGUGAAGGUGUGUGUGUGUGGCAGACUCAACAUGGCCAAACUCGUCUUCGACGAACCCUGCGGCAAAUUACCCUUGAAAUGGAUGAAAACCAUCCCCAACAACGGCUUGCUCUACUUCCGCAACAGUAUCGGCCACAACUGCCUGCUGCUCACCAACCACGCCGCCCUGCUCGACGUCAUGAGCACAAACACCUACGAUUUCGAGAAGCCCGGCAAAGUGCGCGCGUUCCUUGCGCGCAUCAUCGGCCACGGCUUGAUCUUGUCUGAGGGCGCCAUUCAUAAGAAGCAUCGCAAGGCCAUCAACCCUGCUUUUAACAUUAAGAAUAUCCGUGCCCUGUAUACGCUUAUGUGGGAGAAGACGGGCUUGUUGCUGAAGGAGCUGGAGAAGGAUCUCAAGGAGCAUCCGUGGGAAGGGGUAGGUGGUGCGCAGGGCAUGGGAAAGGUUGAGAUGGGCGAGUGGGCGAGGCGGCUCACACUUGAUAUAAUCGGCCCUGCUGCCAUGGGCCGCGAUUUCCGCUCGAUGCAGUCAUCCGAGCACGCCGUGGUAGAUGCCUUCUUGUCCAUCCUGGAACCUACUAAGGAGAAGAUAGCUUUCCUGAACGUCAAUUUCCUCUUCCCGCAAUGGUUCACCCAAAGACUGCCCUGGAGCAUUAAUGAGGUCAUUACCGAAAAAACGGAUUUCCUGCGCAGCCUCUGUCUGGAUGUUGUUCAGGAGAAGAAGGCGGCUCUUAUCUCCAGCAAGGCCACCGCUAAGGAACUUGAGACUGAUAUCCUGGGCACAAUGAUGGUCGGAGGAGACUUUUCGGAUGAUGAGCUUGUUGAGCAGAUGCUCACUUUCCUUGCAGCAGGGCACGAAACAACCGCCAGCGCCCUCACCUGGGCCUGCUACCUCCUCACAAAGCACCCAGACAUCCAAACCCGCCUGCGCGCCGAAAUCCGCGCCCGCAUCCCCAGCGGCAACAGCCCCAUCACCUACGCAGACCUCGAAUCCCUCCCCCUCCUCAACGGCGUCUGCCAGGAAGUCCUCCGCCUCUACCCCACCGUGCCCAUGACCGUGCGCGAAUCCAUCCGCGACACCAGCAUCGCCGGCAACCAUGUGCCCAAGGGCACGCGCAUCCUCAUCUGCCCCUACGCCAUCAACCGCAGCCCGACCUUCUGGGGCGAGACGGGCGAGCAGUUCCUCCCGCAGCGCUGGAUUGAUGUCAAGCCCGAUGGGACGGAGAGCGUCAACCACCAUGGCGGGGCGGCGACGAAUUUCGCGCAGAUCACGUUCCUACAUGGGCAGCGGAGUUGUAUUGGGAAGGAUUUUGCGCGGGCGGAGCUGCGGUGUGCGCUUGCUGGGGUGGUGGGGAGGUUUCGGUUUGAGAUGCAGGAUCCCAAGCAGCGGAUUCGGAUUGCAGGGGCGGUGACGACGAAGCCGGUUGAGGGGAUGCAUUUGAAGAUGGAGAGGGUGGAAGGGUGGUGAGGUUUUGUGAUAUAUUUUUGAUUGAUACCCAUGAAGUUUUGAUUGAGGAGGCGGGGGGGGGUAUGUAUUAUGAAAUUUAUGCUUCCUGAAUGACUGUAUGUUAGUGAAUUAAAAUGUUUGCGAUAAGAAUGAUAUUUGUAUAAAUAUAACAUUACUUCUGUGUAGUUAGUCACAGCAAUUACAUACUAAUGAG